GUCGGGCACAUGCUUCUCCUCCAAUGGCCCCGUUUAGGUGUGACAGAAACAACAAAGGACGUGGACAAACUCGCAUCAGCACCAGUGAACACCCAGUCCCCUAAACAAGAUUGUCUGCAGCUUUUGCAAUAUGCAAUAGGCUGCAUAAUUACAUUCCUUCUGGCGUCUGUACAGUCGGGAGUGUUUUAGAGCAGACUGGUGACAACAAAACGGGUCCAAAAGGCAUCGGAAGACAGGCGUCAAGUCUCACUAAGAAACGGGUCCAAAAGGCAUCGGAAGACAGGCGUCAAGUCUCACUAAGAAACGGGUCCAAAAGGCAUCGGAAGACAGGCGUCAAGUCUCACUAAGAAACGGGUCCAAAAGGCAUCGGAAGACAGGCGUCAAGUCUCACUAAGAAACGGGUCCAAAAGGCAUCGGAAGACAGGCGUCAAGUCUCACUAAGAAACGGGUCCAAAAGGCAUCGGAAGACAGGCGUCAAGUCUCACUAAGAAAGAAAUGUGCCACUAAAUGGGAAGAGAAAUAGACGAGCGCUGUGAAAAUAACUGAAAGAAAGGGAAAAGUGGAGAGAGUGAAGUGGACUCCGCAGAACACCGAAAAGAUUCCAGAGGCGAGUGACCAUUGAAGGGCCCUCUCCAUGGAUUUAGACACAGACUAUGAGCGGCCCAAUGUGGAAACCAUUAAAUGUGUGGUGGUAGGGGACAAUGCGGUGGGCAAGACCAGGCUCAUCUGUGCCCGUGCCUGCAAUGCUACCCUCACACAGUACCAGCUGCUCGCCACCCACGUGCCAACUGUCUGGGCCAUCGACCAGUACCGCGUGUGCCAGGAGGUGUUGGAGAGGUCCAGGGAUGUGGUGGAUGAGGUCAGUGUCUCUCUGAGACUAUGGGACACCUUCGGUGACCAUCACAAAGACAGACGCUUUGCUUACGGCAGGUCUGACGUGGUGGUGCUGUGUUUCUCCCUGGCCAACCCCAACUCCCUGCGUCACGUCCGCACCAUGUGGUACCCUGAGAUCAAGCACUUCUGCCCCCGUACCCCUAUCAUCCUGGUGGGCUGCCAGCUGGACCUGCGCUACGCCGACCUGGAGGCCGUGAACCGCGCCCGCAGACCCCUGGCCAAACCCAUCAAGCCCACAGACAUCCUGCCUCCAGAGAGAGGGCAUGAGGUGGCCAAGGAGCUGGGCAUUCCCUACUACGAGACCAGCAUCGUGGCCCAGUUUGGGGUCAAGGAUGUGUUCGACAACGCCAUCCGUUCCGCUCUCAUCUCCCGCCGCCACCUCCAGUUCUGGAAGUCCCACCUAAAGAGAGUCCAGCGGCCCCUCCUCCAGGCCCCCUUCCUGCCCCCCCGGCCCCCGCGCCCUGUGGUGGGCAUCCCCGACCCACCUCCCAUCGACGGAGAAGCCCCCGACUCCCUCUUCUGCCAGCCACUGUGCGCCGAUGUCCUCUUCCUACUCCAGGGAGGCGCCACGCGCGUCUUCGCACACAAAGUCUACCUGGCCACCUCCUGCUCCAAGUUCUACGACCUCUUCACCCUGGAUCUGCUGGCCAUCGAGUCGGAUUGGGAGGGAGAGGAGUGGGCUGAGAGCGGAGAGGAGGAGGAGCAGAGCAGGAGAGGAGCCAAAGAGCAGGCAGGGCGCACUAAGAGCUUGGACAUCGAUAAUGAGGGGGAGGGGGUAGCCAGGGGACUCAAACGGCCACCCAUGCUCCAGCAGGGCUCCCUGAAGACUUCCAAAAGUGAUAACGCCCUCCCCGCCAGGAGCCAGUGCUCCGUGGGGCCCCUGGGGGCCGGCCGUGGCCUUUCGGGCUGGGGGAGGGGCUUCCUGAGUGUGUACCUGGAGCACGUAGCUGACCCCGAGACAGGGCGACCUCGCCUCAUGACCGUGGUCUCCAUGGACGGCCUCAUACAGGAAGAACCCUUCCAGGCGGUGCUGCAGUACCUGUACACAGGCAGUCUGGACGAGGGCCGAGGGGAUCUGAUGCAGGUGGCCACCAUCGCUGAGCUGCUGGAGGUGUUUGACCUGAGGAUGAUGGUGGCCAACGUGCUGAACCACGAGAGCUUCAUGAACCAGGAGAUCACCAAGGCCUUCCACGUCCGCCGAGCCAACCGCAUCAAAGAGUGCCUUAGCAAGGGCACCUUCGCCGAUGUGGUGUUCCGCCUGGACGAUGGCUACCUGCCAGCCCACAAGCCUCUGCUCAUCUCCAGCUGUGACUGGAUGGCCGCUAUGUUCCGGGGAUCCUUCAUGGAGAGCUACAUCAAGGAGGUGUCCAUCCCUGACACCAGUAGUGCCUGUAUGCGUGCAGUGUUGGAGUUCCUAUACUGUGGGCUGCUGAUGGCCUGUCCUGACUGGGAGCGUAUGGAGCUCAUCGUCCUAUCCAACCGGCUGUGUCUGCCACGCCUCGUUGCCCUCACAGAGCAACAUGUUGUGGAUGAGCUGCUACAGUGUUUGGUGAAGGGAGUAGACAUUGACGGACAGGUGCUUGCUUACCUGGAGUUGGCUCAGUUCCACAAUGCCAAGCAGCUUUCUGCCUGGUGUCUCCAUCACAUCUGCACCAACUACAACAGCGUUUGUCGCAAGUUCCCCAAAGACAUGAAGGUCAUGUCUCCAGAGAACCAGAGGCACUUUGAGAAGCAGCGAUGGCCUCCAGUGUGGUUCCUGAAGGAGGAGGACCGCUACCUGCGCUCUCAGAAGGAGCGCCAGCGCGAGGAAGAGAUCCUUGGUAAGCAGCACACCAAGAGGGGCUGGUGCUUCUGGAGACACUCGUCCUCCUCGCCCCACGUCUCCUGAGGCUAUCACCCCUCCAUGACCCCUCCUGCUCCUGUCCUCUGACCUCUCACCCCAGACUGAGGAGGCCAUGAGUCUACCACCCCUCCAUGACGGGAGAGCCAAGUCUCCCCUCUGUAUGAUUGUCUGUGUCUGUGUGGUUAUACUGGGGACCAGAAGUCCUCACAAGGAAAAACAAGGACAAUUCUGACAACU
Molecule: messenger RNA, 2974 nt
Organism: Coregonus clupeaformis (lake whitefish)
Lineage: Eukaryota; Metazoa; Chordata; Actinopteri; Salmoniformes; Salmonidae
Product: rho-related BTB domain-containing protein 2-like
Exons: 11
Coding region: 635-2782 (715 amino acids)
Biological process (GO): small GTPase-mediated signal transduction
Molecular function (GO): GTP binding; GTPase activity; protein binding
Source: RefSeq, a predicted model, not a curated record